Mya arenaria is the source of this 2570-nucleotide messenger RNA. RefSeq names its product organic cation/carnitine transporter 2-like. NCBI's taxonomy places the organism in Eukaryota, Metazoa, Mollusca, Bivalvia, Myida, Myidae. Gene Ontology annotation, molecular function: transmembrane transporter activity. The transcript has 8 exons. Gene Ontology annotation, biological process: transmembrane transport. The record is from RefSeq and is a predicted model, not a curated record. Gene Ontology annotation, cellular component: membrane. Bases 247 to 1641 code for a protein of 464 amino acids.
ACAACUAUACUGUGUUCAUUAAUCUUGUUGCAUAUGCUUACUUAUAAUCCUGAUUCGUUAUAUUCUGUUAUGUUAUUUGCAUAUCAAUCUUUUGCAUGUACGAGAAUUAGACCGUAUAUAAGUCACGAUAUGAGCGUCGCAGUUAUAUACUGGUUUUUGGUAGCUUACAAGUAGCAUUUAUUCUGUGCAUAGAAUAGUUUCAACUUGGAAUAAACUGACUGAAUUGAAAAUAAGUGUGAUUAAAGGAUGGUAGAAAAGGAACUUACUCCUGAUGAAGUUAUAGAGGAGCUAGGUGGAUGUGGACGAUUUCAAUGGCGGAUCAAUGUGAUCGCUCACCUCAUGAAAACCAUAAUCUGCUUUAGUACAACUGGCAUGAUUCUCAUAUCGGCAACCCCGAGAUGGCGAUGUGCGGACAGCAAAUUGUGUACGAAUAACACCCUAAUGGAAUCAUUUAACGAGUCAGCAGCCUCCGUUUGUCCUAUUAAAACGUGUUCCAUUGGAAACUCCUCAUGCCAGAAUAUUCAGUUUGAAGAUAGAAUGAAAACUAUGGUAACCGAUUUUGAGCUGGUGUGUGAGCGAGACUUCAUACCAAGUACAACAAUGUCAAUACAGAUAGCAGGCACGCUUGUUGGCAAUGUGGUAGCUGGACAAUUUGGAGAAUUGUUUGGAAGAAAACGUCCGUUCUUCAUGGCGUUAGUUAUAACUAUGGUCUUCAACGUCGUUGGAUUUUUUUCAAAACAUUGGGUUGUGUUUGCUGUUUGCAGAUUUUUUAUUGGACUUGCUGCUGGUUUUUUCAUGACAAUGAAAUAUGCAUUAUUGUGCGAGUUUUCAUUGGCAAACUGGCGAUCUUGGAUAAUAGGAUUCCCUUCUUGGCCUAUAGAAGCGUGUGUGCUUGCUUUUUGUGCAUGGUUGCUAAAGGACUGGCGUUAUAUUCAAAUCAUGACAGCAGCCAUCGGAAUCCCAUGUUUGAUAGCGUGGUGGUGGAUUCCAGAAAGUUUCAGAUGGCACGUAGCUCAUGACAGACAGGAUGUUGCAGAGGGCAUUAUUCAGCACGUGGCUAAAGUAAACAGGAAAAAACUAAUGGCUACUGAUCAUAUCUUACAUAAACCUGAGACGGCUGUAAAGGAUAGAAAACACACGAUACUUGACCUGUUUGCAUCCAGAGAGCUCAUAGUUGUCUCACUACUUUCAGCACUUAUUUCAUUUGGACGGCGUAUAACAGCAGUAAUUUGCUUUGUAACGGUGGCCGUCGGAGGGCUCGUCGUAGGAGGUGUUCAAUCAGCAGAUGCACCUAACAAGGGUAUGUUGACGAACAUAUUUGCCUUGAUAGCAAACAUUGGCAUCACAACAGCUUGGGGUCCAGUGCAGACGAUGACCAUUGAACUGUAUCCGACUGUUAUAAGGACCAUUGGAUUUGGGACACUGAGCGUCUUUGGCCGCUUGUCGGCGAUGGUGGGGCCCCAGCUGGUUUAUUUGGAUUCGAAAAUGCCUGGCAUAAUGUACCACGUUAUUGGGGCCAUCGGAGUUAUCUGUGCAAUAGGAAGCCUAAAACUCCCGGAAACAAUGGACAAGGACUUGGCGGAUAAAAUUGUCAAAAGAAAUACAAUAUCACAAUCACCCCAAACCAACACAACCGUUUAAUAUGUGAACAUAUACGAUCAAAAUCAUAACGUACAAUCUACUUUAACAGUUGAAUACAGUUGCUUUAACGCGUAUUUGACCGAACAGUUAGGUAAAGAACAAAACCAGUGUUAUUACAGUGUAAAGGUCAUUUAACCAUUUAAACGGAUUGAAAAAGAAAUUAUUAAAAUUAUUAAUUGGAUAGUGUGUUACUUAUUAACAAAUCGAUGUAUAAUAACAGUGUAAAUAAUGGCCUGAUUUUAAUUAAUGUACGGUUUUGAAAAAGAAUCUUCGUUAAACAAAAACAAAAGAGAUAAUAAAACCAGUUUGUCUUUGCUUCAAAUCCGAGAGUAUUUCCCAUUAUUUUCUUAGAUUAUUUCUGUCAAUCUUUCGCUUUUCUGUAGAAUGGCAUUUCACACACGGCAUAAUCGCAGAGAGAAGAAACAAACUGUUUCAAUCAUUUCUAGCCUUUAUAUACAAAGAGUAAAGGGAAACAUCGGCUUUUUACACACUUUUAUUUUUUUUAACGAAACUCACAUAUUUAGUCAAUCUACAAGACAGAGACAUCCAAACAGGCGUCAAACAUGCCAAACGUCAUUAGCAGUGUUUUGUUGUUGUUGCUUUUAAAAAAAAAUUACAUUUCUCACGAUCAGGGCCGAGACAAUUGUUCAGUGUUCAGUCGAUUUGAAAACUCUUUUUAGUUAAAGGGAAACAGUUCAAUCACUGUUAUCCAACAUGGAGCUUUUUCAAAAAAAGAUUUGUACAUUUAAUGCGCCUUUACGUCAAUGAGAGCGAAAUAGUUGUAAGUCAGUCAUGUAAGGACACUGUGACGGUUAUGUGCAAAUGUCAUUAAAGUAAGGUUGUAACUUGUUCUUACUCUAUACUUUUAUAAAUCAUGAAUGAUAUGCUGAAACUUUAACAAAUCGUCAGCAUAACUAUGCGAUUGACGG